Molecule: messenger RNA, 899 nt
Organism: Orbicella faveolata
Lineage: Eukaryota; Metazoa; Cnidaria; Anthozoa; Scleractinia; Merulinidae
Product: succinate dehydrogenase [ubiquinone] iron-sulfur subunit, mitochondrial-like
Biological process (GO): respiratory electron transport chain; tricarboxylic acid cycle; aerobic respiration
Cellular component (GO): mitochondrial membrane
Molecular function (GO): electron transfer activity; oxidoreductase activity; 2 iron, 2 sulfur cluster binding
Source: RefSeq, a predicted model, not a curated record
AGAUCUUGCAAACUUAUGUAACCAAGAUGGCGGCCGUCUCCGUGGUCUAUGCAAGAAACAUAACUACCAAAGCCCUGCAAUUACGGCCGGCAGUAGCUAUUACCAAGAUUCCUGUGCGAGAUGCAACAUCUGCAAGUGAAAAUCCUCGUAACAAAACAUUCUCUGUGUACCGCUGGGAUCCAGAUAAGCCUGGUGAUAAGCCCAGAAUGCAAGAAUAUCAAGUUGAUCUGAACAAAUGUGGUCCAAUGGUUCUUGAUGCAUUAAUCAAGAUAAAAAAUGAAAUAGAUCCAACUCUGACCUUUAGACGCUCUUGCAGGGAAGGAAUUUGUGGCUCAUGUGCCAUGAACAUUGGAGGGAUAAAUACUUUGGCCUGUAUAAGUCGAAUCAAUCCAGAUGUUGGAAAGAAAGCAAAGAUAUACCCACUACCACACAUGUAUGUGGUGAAGGACCUUGUUCCAGAUAUGAAUAAUUUCUAUGAGCAGUAUAAGUCAAUUGAACCUUACCUAAAGAAGAAGACAGAGGUUGAAUAUGGAAAGGAACAAUACUUACAGUCCAUUGAGGACAGGAAGAAGUUGGAUGGGUUGUACGAGUGUAUCCUGUGUGCAUGUUGUAGCACUGCCUGCCCUAGUUACUGGUGGAAUGGAGACAAGUAUCUAGGACCAGCUGUUCUAAUGCAGGCCUACCGCUGGAUGAUUGACUCACGGGAUGACUACACUGAAGAAAGGUUGGCCAAACUGGAUUCUGAUCCAUUCAAAGUGUACAGGUGUCACACCAUUAUGAACUGCACAAAGACUUGUCCCAAGGUAGGUCACUCGUAUCCACCUCUAGAAUGCAAUGUACAAAUUGCAUUCAGGNAUUUAAGGCAAAUACUAUGCUUCAGAGGUGAAAACAGCGUGUGA